Messenger RNA from Phoenix dactylifera (date palm), 945 nucleotides. RefSeq names its product VAMP-like protein YKT61. NCBI's taxonomy places the organism in Eukaryota, Viridiplantae, Streptophyta, Magnoliopsida, Arecales, Arecaceae. Gene Ontology annotation, cellular component: membrane; Golgi apparatus. Gene Ontology annotation, biological process: endoplasmic reticulum to Golgi vesicle-mediated transport. Gene Ontology annotation, molecular function: SNAP receptor activity. The record is from RefSeq and is a predicted model, not a curated record.
UCUCCGUCUUCUUCGUUUCUUUCUCAUUAACUGCUCUUCUUUCCUUCUGUGUUUUUCGCCCCGCUCCGUCGAGAACGGAGAGAAGAUCAUCGCCUACUCUUCCCUUCCGCUUCUAGGGUUUUUUAGCGGGCGCCGCCGAUCCGUCGACGCCGAUGAAGAUCACCGCCCUCCUCGUCCUCCGAUGCGCCGGCGCCGGCGGCGACUCCUCCUCCGGGACGGUGGAUCCGGUGGUGCUGGCCAACGUCUCCGAUGUGAGCCACUUCGGUUACUUCCAGCGGACCGCCGCCAAGGAGUUCAUCAUCUUCGUCGGCCGCACCGUCGCCAGGAGGACGCCUCCCGGGCAGCGCCAGUCCGUCCAGCAUGAAGAAUAUAAGGUACAUUCUUACAACAGAAAUGGCCUCUGUGCGUUGGCAUUUAUGGAUGAUCAUUAUCCUGUGCGAAGUGCAUUUUCUCUCCUGAACAUGGUACUAGAUGAAUAUCAUAAGACUUUUGGGGAUUCAUGGAGAUCAGCACAGAUAGAUGCCACUCAACCAUGGCCAUACUUAAAUGAAGCAUUAACAAAAUUUCAGGACCCUGCGGAGGCCGACAAGUUGCUGAAAAUUCAGAGGGACUUGGAUGAAACCAAAAUUAUCCUUCAUAAGACUAUUGAUAGCGUGCUUGCACGAGGGGAGAAAUUGGAUAGCUUAGUGGAGAAAAGUUCAGAUCUGAGUGCUGCCUCCCAGAUGUUCUACAAGCAAGCCAAGAAAACCAACCAGUGCUGUACGAUACUUUAAAAUCUUGUGAGGUUGAGUGAUGAACAGUGUGAUCUAUUUCUCAGUAGUCAAAUCCUGAUAAAACGAUGGUUGUAUUCCUAAAAUAUUAUUCAUUGAACUGCCUGUGGAAAAUUCAUGACCUUGCACAUUCUUUUAAAAAUUUAUUUCUAGUAGGUAAAUAUAGUGUUAAUGA